AUGUGGAAAGACAAUAAAUUAGUAACAUUAUUAUCCUCAUAUGCUGGUAAAAAUCCAACCUCACAAGUAAAACGUUUUUUCAAAAAAGAAAAAAAAUCAAUAAACAUCACUUGUCCAUAUGUAAUAGAAGUUUACAAUAAGCAUAUGGGCGGUGUUGAUUUGUUAGAUGCUAACAUUGGGAGGUACAAAAUACGUAUCAAAUCCAGAAAAUGGUAUAUGAAGUUAUUUUAUCAUAUGUUGGAUGUAACUAACUCUUGGAUAUUAUAUAAACGUAUCCAAACCGAAAAUGGAAAUAAACAUAUUAUGAGUUUAGCUGAUUUUAGAGAGGACUUAGCUGUGAUAUUAUGUAAGCAGGGUAAACCAAUAACUCCAAAAAGAGGUAGACCUUUAGUACCUGUAAGUAAUCUUACAGAUAGAAAAAUAAAUAUAAGUACAGUUCCACAUGCGGUUUGUUUGGAUGCGUCUUCUCAUUGGCCUAAUUGGGAUGAAAUUAUGAAAAAGUGGAAAUUUCCCAGUUGUAAAGGAAUUACUUUUGUUAAAUGCAAAAAAUGCAACAAACAUUUAUGUUUUACCAAAAACAGUAACUGUUUUAAAAAAUUCCAUACUACUAACCUAACCUAA
Aphis gossypii (cotton aphid) is the source of this 621-nucleotide messenger RNA. RefSeq names its product piggyBac transposable element-derived protein 3-like. Lineage: Eukaryota; Metazoa; Arthropoda; Insecta; Hemiptera; Aphididae. The record is from RefSeq and is a predicted model, not a curated record. The coding region runs from base 1 to 621 and encodes 206 amino acids. The transcript has a single exon.